Messenger RNA from Limanda limanda (common dab), 4069 nucleotides. It is a transcript of the gene fmn1, whose product is annotated as formin 1. The transcript is spliced from 18 exons. The coding region runs from base 1 to 4047 and encodes 1348 amino acids. Gene Ontology annotation, biological process: actin nucleation. The record is from RefSeq and is a predicted model, not a curated record. Gene Ontology annotation, cellular component: actin filament; endoplasmic reticulum membrane; cytoplasm. Gene Ontology annotation, molecular function: microtubule binding. NCBI's taxonomy places the organism in Eukaryota, Metazoa, Chordata, Actinopteri, Pleuronectiformes, Pleuronectidae.
AUGGAGUGCUCUCACGCCACCUCACACCUCUACAUCAGCAAGAGGAGUUGUCCUCCCUUCUCUCAGUCCAGGGGCCCGUCUCCCCCCUCCAAAGCCCCUCUCAGCUCCCAGCGAAGACUGGGCUCCAACUGGGAGGAGGAGGAGGGUCCGGCUGCAAAUGUCAAGCCGGGUCAAGCAGACAAAUUCAACCUCACGGACUUGAAAGACUCCCUCAAAGCGCUGGAUGACUCCUCGGAGAUCCGCUGGCUGACAGAGUUGUUACCGCUGUGUGUGGAGGGUCAGACUUUCAUGAGCAUGGGGAACCAACAGGGUGCCGGUCGGGAGUCUUCAGCAAAAUCCCCAAGGAUCCAAAACCCCCGGGACAGAAGGAUGAGAUCGGAGGGGAUCGUUAACGCUGGAGCCCUUCACCAUAACGUCAAGAUCCCCCCUGGGUCUCCUCGGGUGCCCUCCAAGGUAAAGAGGCCGACGAAGCUUCAGAUGUCGAGCUCCGCUACGUCUGGAGAGUGUGACUUCAAGGUGGACAGGCCCAUCAGGAGAAAGGGAGUUUCUGUAGAGGACAAGGAGAACAAAACUGCCCGGACACAGGAGAUAAAGCCGGUGUGGAGAGUGAAGUCGCCCGAUGCUGCAGCUGAAAAGUUUUCUAGAUCUAACGCUCAAAAAGCUCCUCUCUCACACAAGAGGGAUUUACCCAGAAAGGAUGAAUGUGCACUUCCCGACUCAGACACUGACCAUUCUGAAUACGACAACGAGACGUCCUCAGCGUACAUCACUCAGCCUCGUCUCGACUCCAAUAGAAGGACAGAGGAGAGAGCCAGGGGCGCAGCGAAGGCCCAGACCACCCAGUCAGGAGGUCCGACCCAUGAGGACAGGAAGCCAGAGGUCGGGGAGGUGAAGUCCCCUCAGCGGUGGUUUGAGGAGCUGGGGAAGAGGGCUGCAGCUCGGCGGGUGAUGGGCAAAAUCGAAGAGGUUGAGGGAAUCAUACGAAGGGUGAGUCUCACGAGCUCGGACUGGAUCAAUGAGGGCAGUGACGCCGAUGAACCCCAGUUCGUCCCCGAUGGAAGCAAGGGCGACGAUCAUCUGCAACAAAGAUCUAAGGCUGAAUUCACGUCUGAUUCCCUGAGUGAGACACAGAAUAAGUCUUUACCUGUGGAAGAACUUCGAGUCCUUUGUGAAGCUCUGAGCCAGAGCCUCCAUCAGGCUCUGAGGAUGGAGGGAGCGAAGUCAGAUAUCGAAGAUCUCAUUGAGGACAAACCGACCUAUUGUGAGAAGAAUUCAAAGGGAUCGAAAAGGAAGGAUCGACCAUCGCAUCUUUACGAGUGUUCAAACAAUUCUUCAGCUGGUAGAGAAACUUCCCCUGCAAGGUCACCGACCCUGUCCACAGUCCUGGAUGUUUCUCCACCAACAUCAGGCAGCUUCGACGCCAUGUCCCCGAUUUUGUCUCCUUUGUUUUCGUCCUCUCUGCCUCUGAACCUGACUGAUCAGCGUGAGGAGGACGAGUGUCAGAGUCACACAGUGCAGACACAAUCGGCAGAAGACAGUUUAUUCUCUAGAGACUGUGGAGGUGCCAAGGAGAAGGAUGAGAGGAAUCCAAAGAGGAAGUGGUCAUGGUCGAGUCUCGGGCUGAGUGAAGACAUUCAGACAGACGGACGCACCAAUGAGACAGAGGACAACCACCAUUCAUCCUCAGACGAAGCUCUACAGAGGCUGGAGGAGAUCUGGCAGCAGGAGGUGGAAGAGUCUUUCUCCUUCAGUCGGUUCCUCUCUCAUCCGUCCAGACCCAAACACAUCGACUUCCUGCGCAUCACUGCUGCUGAGGACGACAUCACUGAUACACCCACAGCCACACCUCUCCCCCCGGAGGUCAGGUCAGAGGCUUCCACGCCGGGGGAGGGGGAGGAGCGGACUCCUGGUCGGUUACAAGCCGUCUGGCCGCCAGUCAAGGAGGAGAAAGUCGGGCUCAAGUACACUGAAGCAGAGCAUCAGGCGGAUCUGCUGCAGCUGAAGAGAGAAUGCAAAGAGGAGCUGGAGAAGUUACAGGAGGAGUUCGGUCGGGAGCUGUCCAGACUCCGGGUGGACAACGAGGACAGCGUGGCCCGGCUGGAGUUCACCGUGGCCGAGCUGCAGGCCCGACUCUCCCAGGCCGGGAGCCAGUGCCGAGGGGAAGUCAGAGACGUCUCCGUGUCCACUGGAGACGACUGGUUACAGAAGUCAUUCCGCACCGUCUGCGUCCAGACGGACAGAGAGACCUUCGUCAAAACCCCAGAGGACGGAGAGGGCGCAGGGACGAGUCCCCGGCCGCAGAAGGUGACCCCCAGGAAGCUGGACCUGGCCUCCAUCAGCCUGAGCCUGGCUGGUCAGUGGGAGGAAACAGCGCCCCCUGGGCCUCCAUCGCAGACUCCGCCUGCUCCUGGAGCCGCGUUCCCUCCAACAGAACAAGCAGCAGCACCUGCUGAGGCAACGUUAACACACAAAACACACAAUCUCCUUCCUCCUCCACCUCCUCCACCACCACCUCCUCCAUCCAUGCCAGGCUUAGCCCAACCACUUCCUCCUCCUCCACCACCACCACCACCACCUCCUCCAUCCAUGCCAGGCUCAGCCCCCCCUCCUCCUCCUCCACCACCACCACCACCACCUCCUCCAUCCAUGCCAGGCUCAGCCCCCCCUCCUCCUCCUCCUCCAGGUGGAGGUUUCUUAUUGGAUAAACCUCCCAGGAAAGAAGCGGUGGAGCCGUCCAGACCCAUGAAGCCUCUUCACUGGACCAGGAUCCAGAUGCAGGACAACAACAUCGACACACUGUGGAACCUUUUAGAAGAACCGAACAUAAUAAACGCCGGCGAGUUUGAGGAUCUUUUUUCCAAAAGCACGACACAGACCAAAAGGAAGCCGCUGUCUGAGGCGUACGAGAAGAAAGCCAAAUCCAGGAAGAUCAUUAAGCUGCUGGACGGUAAGCGCUCUCAGGCCGUGGGCAUCCUCAUAUCAAGCCUCCACCUGGAGAUGAAAGACAUUCAACAAGCUGUGCUGACUGUGGACCACUCUGUUGUGGACCUGGAGACCAUUGAAGCUCUGUAUGAAAACAGAGCUCAGCCCGAUGAGCUGGAGAGGAUCAAGAAACACUACGAGAUGUCGGAGGAGGAGAAAGUCAAACUCCUGGACAAACCCGAACAGUUCCUGUACGAGCUGUCUCAGAUCCCAGACUUUGCAGGAAGAGCUCACUGCAUCAUCUUCCAGUCGGCGUUCAUCGACACGAUGGGGUCCGUCCAACGCAAGCUCAGCACAGUCUCCUCCGUCUGCAAGGCCCUGGUGGAGAGUAACGACGUGCGGGAGAUGAUGGGGCUGGUGCUGGCUCUGGGGAACCACAUGAACGGGGGCAGCAGGACCAGGGGUCAGGCUGACGGCUUCGGCCUGGAGAUCCUCCCCAAGCUCAAGGACGUGAAGAGCAGAGACAAUCGCAUCAGCCUGGUGGACUAUGUGGUGUCAUACUACCUGCACAACGUGGACAAGAACGCCGGCACAGACAAGAGCAUGUUCCCCCUCCCUGAACCCCAGGACGUCUUCCUGGCAGCACAGGUCAGGUUCGAUGACCUCAACAGGGACGUGAGGCAGCUCGGACGAGACCUCACAAGAUGUGAGAACAGUGUGAAGGAGGUUUGCUCCAACUCACCUGAAGAACAUCUGCAGCCGUUCAAAGACAAGAUGGAGGCUUUUGUUCUCAGUGCACGAAAGGAACAUUCAGAAACUUCCUAUCAGAUGGUGACUGUGCAAAAAAGUUUUCAGGACUUGGUUCUGUACUUCGGGCUGAAGCCGAAGAGCGGAGAGAAGGACGUGACUGCCGCUCAUUUCUUCAUGCUCUGGUUUGAGUUUUGUGGCGACUUCAAAGUCAGGUGGAAGAGGGAGAAUAAGACGAUCUCUAACGAGAGGUUGAAGGAAGCUCAGCUCUCAGUGAAGCGAAUCACUGCGGAGAAGAAAGUGGAAACGAGGAAGAUCAACGGCAACAGCCUGAAACAACGCCUGCGUCAGAAAGAAGCCAGCAUGUCUUCAACUUGAGAGACGUCACCUCUAACUUCAC